AUGGCUUCUGAGGAAGGCCCCAAGGAUAUUGUGUGCAGGGCCGCCGUGGCCUUUGCCCCAGAAGAGCCUCUGAAGGUGUGCACGGUGAUAGUGGCUCCCCCCAAGGCCGGCGAAGUUCGCGUCAAAGUUCUUUACUCAGCGCCUUGCCACACUGACGAGUUCACGCGCAGCGGCAAAGACCCCGAGGGCCAGUUCCCCUGCGUGCUGGGCCACGAGGCCGCGGGGGUGGUGGAGGCGGUGGGGGAGGGUGUGGAGCUGUGCAGUCCUGGGG
Eimeria tenella is the source of this 271-nucleotide messenger RNA. Its product is annotated as Class III alcohol dehydrogenase, related. Gene Ontology annotation, cellular component: cytosol. Gene Ontology annotation, molecular function: zinc ion binding; S-(hydroxymethyl)glutathione dehydrogenase [NAD(P)+] activity. The record is from RefSeq and is a predicted model, not a curated record. Gene Ontology annotation, biological process: formaldehyde catabolic process. NCBI's taxonomy places the organism in Eukaryota, Apicomplexa, Conoidasida, Eucoccidiorida, Eimeriidae. The annotation marks the transcript as partial. The transcript has 3 exons.